AGAGCAUUUCGAGAGGGAGAGCAGACUCACCACUUUCGUCCGUACCAGGGCAUUUGGAGGCUGAAGACGGCUAGUCCUGGCCAAAAAGCGUCCUGUUUGCUAACUACUGCUAGCGUUCGUUCUUCUAACCCAGAUUUCCAUUUGUCGACAGAUGCAGCUACGUUUGGGCUAGCUCUUUCUACAAAGUGGCCAACAAUUUUGAUGGACAGAGCAUCACUAGAUUAUUAGUAUUCGAUAGCAUGUGUCUUCAAAGUAUCGCUCGUGUAUUUUUGGACCACCAAGUUAGCAAUCCGAAGGCUGGAUGUGUCGUGAUAGGUAAAUAUGACAAUGAAUAAUAAGGUGAUAAAUCUUAAUCAAAUGAAGUAGUUAGGAUGUAUGUUGUCUAUGCCUAACCACCGUCUACCUCAAGUGGCAGUGUUAUGUGAUGUGGUAGUUCGGAAGUUAGAGGCAUUCGAAUCAAGACAUAGUACAAUUCUCAAGGUCACUGAUAGUCAGACCGAACUAUGUAAAUAAGCGCAAACUACUUACGUAGUUGUAAUUAUCGUAACUAGUGGUUUGAGAAUUUUGGGGAUACGGCUUAGAAUGAUUCACAGUGACGUCUUGCUUUAGAAUCUGAGUUAUGAAACCUCCUUAUAUCAUUUUUCCCUUUUCUAUUCCUAAUCAUUUUUACUUCACUACUGAUACUGUUAGCAAUUCUAUUACUCAGGGACUUAUUUUGAAAUAAUUUUAUCUCUCUUUCUAAUAUGACAUGGCUAGUUGAACUGAUGGACGUGUGUUGGGUUCUUUGUUGCGUACGGCUGACUGUGUGAUUUAUUCUUCAACUCACUAACGAAUUGUUCUCUAACCAUUCAUUAUCCCUGUUAUUUUAAGUAAUCAGGAAUUGAUAUUGUUCGGAGAAUCACCGAGAAGAAAUAGGUGAUUACUAAACUGUUCUUUCAUCCUCCCUCCAGAUACUUCAAAGGUACGCACCUAUGACUUAGUAAAAAAUCAGUUCAUUAGAUAGUUGUUGACAUUGACUAGUUAUUAUGAAUUAGUGCAUAUUUAUACAUUUUCAACUAGUAGGUAUGAGUAUAAAGUAAGGUAAUAAUAAAUUCAAAGUAGUUGUACAUUUUAAUGAUUUUCUAUCGUUUUGUUACUUUCUUUGAUUUAGUGAUCUUUACCAUCAUGUGGUAUGAAAUUAUUCCAUCGAUUGCAUUAGUAGCCGGAAUAACAUUUGCGCUCCCACCUUUAAUAAGCGUGACCAGUUAUGCAUGUUUUGGUAGAUGGAAUCCACCUCAUUUAUUUCGGUUUAAACAAGAUUUCUUCCUACAUUUACGUGAUAAAGAUCUUGAAGGACCACUUUUAUUUCAAGACUCAGAGUUUAUCUUCAAGGAUUAA
Messenger RNA from Schistosoma rodhaini, 1377 nucleotides. The record is from the annotation of a GenBank genome assembly. Lineage: Eukaryota; Metazoa; Platyhelminthes; Trematoda; Strigeidida; Schistosomatidae.